AUGGCCAACAACACCGCGCAGCUGCAGCUUCUUCUCGAUGCAGGAGCUGAUGCCACUGCUCAAGAGAACAAUGGACUGACCCCGUUGAUGAUAGCGGUGAAGAUUCGUGGGGAGGAUGCGGCUUUCCGGUUGAUAGCACACAUUGAGCAGAACCGUCCAGAAGCGAUCAAUGUCGCCGACCUGGAAGGCUGCACCGCCCUGCACUUUGCCGUGUUCGCAGGGUCCAUAGCGGCCACUCUGACAAAGCGCAUUCUGGAAGCCCGGGCCAGCCCGAUGCCAGCAAACAAGAACGGCCACACUCCUCUGAUGCUCGCCAUAAAGCAAGGGGCUGCGGAGGUCGCAGACGUGUUCGUGGGGUCGGGCUCGUGGUCGGAGGAGGUGAGCAAGACGCUGGAUGAAAAGGACAAGGAGGCCGGUCGCUCAGCGCUAAUGAUGGUUGCGGAUCGGAAUCUGGAAGAUCUCGCCGAGCUGUUGCUGGAAGCUGGCGCAAAGCUGGAUGAAGUGGACAAAGACAAAAAGUCCCCUCUAGAGAUCGCCAAAACGGAAGGUAUGAUAAAGAUCCUAUGCUCGGGGAAAGACGAGCCUCCACUGACAUCUGCCCGGGGCGGCUCGGUUCUAAAGUGGCUCCUUGAGAAGCACGGCCAUGGCCAAUCAUUGGCAGAGGCCCUGCGAGAAAACGUGCCUUUGUCUCGGCUGGUGGAGGCGGGACAGGGAUCUGCCUCCGUGCCCGAGAUGGAGAUCCUCCUGCACUGGACUGCGGAGGAAGCAAAAACCCUCUCUGAAGAGGAUCGUGAGGCGAGGUUCCAGGAAGUCAUUUCCGGCGUAUCCGAUCAGGACACGCUCUCGGAUGUGUUGGUCUGCACAACACAACGCAACACGUCCUACAUCUCGGUGGCCACCUUUCUGUUGAAGCAAGGUGCCCGCGCUCGAGAUGCCAUUGCCCUGGCGAUCCGGCGCAAGAGGGUAGCACUCGUGAGCCAGCUGCUGGAUGUGGCGAAGAUCACCGCGGAGGGUCGUGCUGCAGCCGAGCAGGCAGAGGGUCGUGGCGAGGGGGCCGAAGUGGCCGAAGAAGCGGCCGAGGAGGCCGAGAGGGCCGAGGCCUCGGGCAGCGGCGGGGGCCUGGAGUUGUUGAGCGCGGUCCUGGAGAAAGUGGAAGGAGAGGUCCAGAACAUGGAUCCUGAUCUCUCUGCCAAAGAGAUGCUUCAGGUGCUGGGUAAAGUGGCCUAUGGUGCUGAGCAGUGGGCCAAAAUCGAAGGAAAGGUAAAGGGUUUGCAUCCCGUGCGACAACCUGCAGAAUAUAAGAAGUGGGUUCUCCAAGGGCUUCAAGACCUGGCCACCUGGAAGAAGGAGCAGGCGCAGCAAGCGCAAGCAAAGAAGCAAGCUGCCCAAGAGGCAACGACGAAGCGCGCGCGACUCGAUUCCGACUAUGAGGACAUGCUGGAUCAGUGCAGUGACGACGAGGAUGAUUGGUCGUCCACAGAAACUGAGACGGUUACGCAAGCAGUUUCAGGAGCCGCGGCAACGCCGGCUCCCACCCAGAAAUGA
Symbiodinium natans is the source of this 1545-nucleotide messenger RNA. The record is from the annotation of a GenBank genome assembly. NCBI's taxonomy places the organism in Eukaryota, Dinophyceae, Suessiales, Symbiodiniaceae.